GAAGAAAGAAAACACCAUCGACGUCGUCGGGCAUAACGCAAAACCCUAAACCCUUUCCAUCGCGCCGUUCUUACGAUCCUCUUCAUCAAUGGCUUCAGCGUGCAGCAGAAUUGCGCAAAGAGCAUAUUCAUUUUCUUGCAUAAAAUCAAGCAUCAAAUCUACUCUUCGCUCUUCAUCCUUCUCCAAGUCAGCCACCAACACCGCCACCACUUCUUCUCCUCUUUGCCGAUCCAUUUUAACCAGGGUUGCUCCGGAACUAAGAUGCGCGCAGUCGUUGCUGCCGCUGCAUAGUGCGGUUGCGACGGCGAGGAUGACGUCAUGCCUGAGUACAACAUCUCGGAGCUGCCGAGCUCUAUCACAGGGCACAUAGUUAAUUGGGAGUUUGCGGGACCAGUCACUUUUGACCUACUGCCUCAUUACCAAAGCUCGGUCUAUCAGUUCCAAGGUAACAUGCUAGAAGUGAGACUGAAGAAAGCCUUUUACAUUUGUGAGGUUGGAUUUUGUAAUUCUGCUAUGUCAAUACCCAAAAGUUGCUAUACUCAAUUUUAUUUUUUCAGGCUGAGAAUGAUUUUGUUGUUGAAUAAUGGUUACUCGCCGGAUUAUAUAAAUUUGAUUAAUCAAUAUGCUUAAUUAAAGCAAACUCUGGUUCAUCAAGAAAUGGAGGUCAAGUAUAAAAAUUGAGGUAGACUGAUGUUUCAGUGGAAAUAGGUAUUUGUAUCAGGUCUUCAAUUUCUAUUUUUAUAUCUUAGUGCAUCGAAUACUUUCCAAGAAUUUAAAUAUAUUUGUUUUCCAGGGAAA
Arachis duranensis is the source of this 798-nucleotide messenger RNA. RefSeq names its product protein NONRESPONDING TO OXYLIPINS 2, mitochondrial. NCBI's taxonomy places the organism in Eukaryota, Viridiplantae, Streptophyta, Magnoliopsida, Fabales, Fabaceae. The transcript has 4 exons. The record is from RefSeq and is a predicted model, not a curated record. Bases 89 to 370 code for a protein of 93 amino acids.